AUUAUAUUGUCUAGCCGGCUUUUAAGUACAGCAAAAAAAAAAAGGAAGACGACGCACACGGAAUCCGCUGCUACAAAUCUUGUUCGAAGCUUCCAUACUCGAUCUCGUCUCAUUCAGUCUCAGAUAAGGUUUCUCGUGGUUUGACAAGAAAUGGCGGAGGAGAAGUCUAUGAUUGCUAAGGAUGUGACUGAAUUGAUUGGUAAGACACCAUUGGUGUAUCUUAACCAUGUUGUGGAUGGUUGUGUGGCUCGAGUUGCUGCCAAGUUGGAGAUGAUGGAACCCUGCUCUAGUGUCAAGGACAGGAUUGGAUAUAGUAUGAUUCGAGAUGCGGAGGAGAAAGGUCUCAUUAACCCUGGUGAGAGUGUCCUCAUUGAGCCUACAAGUGGUAAUACUGGCAUUGGGUUGGCAUUUAUGGCAGCUGCUAAGGGUUAUAAACUUAUAAUUACCAUGCCUGCUUCUAUGAGUCUUGAGAGAAGAAUGGUUCUCCGUGCUUUUGGAGCUGAGCUGGUUCUCACAGAUCCAGCCAGGGGGAUGAAGGGGGCUGUUCAAAAGGCGGAAGAGAUUUGUGCAAAGACACCUAAUGCUUAUAUUCUGCAGCAAUUUGAAAACCCUGCCAACCCAAAGGUUCACUAUGAGACUACAGGACCGGAGAUCUGGAAUGUUUCAGGAGGGAAAGUCGACGCUCUUGUUUCUGGAAUAGGAACUGGGGGUACAGUCACAGGUGCAGGGAAAUAUCUUAAGGAGCAAAACCUCAAUAUUAAGCUCUAUGGUGUGGAACCAGUUGAGAGUGCAGUUUUGUCUGGCGGAAAGCCUGGUCCACACAAGAUCCAAGGAAUUGGAGCUGGGUUCAUCCCUGGAGUUUUGGAUGUCAAUUUACUUGAUGAAGUUGUUCAAAUAUCAAGUGACGAAUCAAUAGAAAUGGCCAAGCUUCUUGCACUGAAAGAAGGAUUGCUGGUUGGGAUUUCUUCUGGUGCUGCUGCAGCUGCUGCAAUUAAGUUGGCAAAGAGGCCUGAAAAUGCAGGAAAGCUGAUUAUUGCGGUCUUCCCCAGUUUCGGAGAGCGAUAUUUGUCCUCUGUGUUGUUUCAAGAUGUGAAGAAGGAAGCAGAGAAUAUGCUUUUCGAGCCUUGAGGAGGAGUUAGCUUUGGUGGAGCAUAAAUUUCAUGCUGACUUGAUAGUUGAUAUUGUGGUGGAUUGGUCUCAGAACUGGAAUUCAUUAUUUUUAGGAUAAAUAAAGAUCCAUACACAACGGCUUUACAAAAGUGCGUUGAUAGUAUGCUACAUAUUUAAGAGCUUCUUGUGAACUACUGUGCCAUUGUUUGUUUCAACUAUUUUUAUAGUGUGAGAGAGAUCCCUUGCAAACACAUCACAUUGUUAUCUGUCAA
This is a messenger RNA of Tripterygium wilfordii, 1382 nucleotides long. Its product is annotated as cysteine synthase. Gene Ontology annotation, molecular function: cysteine synthase activity. The record is from RefSeq and is a predicted model, not a curated record. The transcript is spliced from 11 exons. Lineage: Eukaryota; Viridiplantae; Streptophyta; Magnoliopsida; Celastrales; Celastraceae. Bases 151 to 1128 code for a protein of 325 amino acids. Gene Ontology annotation, cellular component: cytoplasm.